AUGACUUUUAAAUUCGAUGUGGCUACUUUCAAUAAAACGCUUCUUUAUUCAGGGAUUGUUAUAUUGGGAUUAACUUUUGCAGAACCUUAUUUAAGGGAGUUGGACUUUGGUUUUUUCUCAGGAGGAUCAAAAGAAUCAAAGGCCAGGCAAAACUUACAAUGGAAACGAUUGAUCGAAAAGAACCCAGAACUGAAGGAUCUAGAGUUGAAUUCUUAUGAAAAGAGCGUUUUAACAUCUGUAAUUACCUCUGAAGAGAUUGAUAUAAGUUUUAAAGAUAUUGGUGGCCUGGAAUCGAUAAUUUCAGAUUUACAUGAAGGUGUCGUAUACCCUUUAAUGUUACCUGAAUUAUAUGAAAAUAAUCCAUUACUACAAGCACCAAGUGGUGUUCUCUUAUAUGGACCACCAGGUUGCGGUAAGACAAUGCUGGCCAAAGCAUUAGCCAAAGAAAGUGGAGCUAAUUUUAUUUCUAUAAGAAUGUCUUCAAUCAUGGAUAAAUGGUAUGGUGAAUCAAAUAAAAUAGUCGAUGCCAUUUUUUCAUUGGCAAAUAAAAUCCAACCUUGUAUGAUAUUUAUUGAUGAAAUUGAUUCAUUUUUAAGAGAACGUACAUCAACAGAUCACGAAGUAACAGCUACUUUAAAGGCCGAAUUUAUGACUCUUUGGGAUGGUUUAGUUAGCAAUGGCCGUAUUAUGAUAGUAGGUGCUACUAAUCGUAUAAAUGAUAUCGACAGUGCCUUCUUGAGAAGGUUACCUAAAAGGUUUCUAAUUAGUUUGCCUGAUAAAGAGCAACGUCUCAAGAUAUUAAACGUACUAUUAAAAGACACCAAAUUAGAUAAGAAAGAUUUUGAUAUAGAAUUUAUCGCAAGUAAUACAAGUGGAUUGUCAGGUUCUGAUUUGAAAGAACUUUGUAGAGAAGCUGCAUUAAAUGCGGCAAAGGAAUAUAUUAGACAAAAAAGAGAAUUAAUGAAGAAUUCCAAUGAUGAAGAAGUUACAAACAAAAAAAUUAAGAUGAGACCAUUGAAAACUUCAGACUUCAUCGCUAAUAUGAAAAAUGAUGCAAGGCAAACCGUUUCUUCAACAUCGCUAGAUUAG
This is a messenger RNA of Vanderwaltozyma polyspora DSM 70294, 1089 nucleotides long. RefSeq names its product protein-degrading AAA family ATPase MSP1 (gene MSP1). The transcript has a single exon. Gene Ontology annotation, molecular function: ATP hydrolysis activity; ATP binding. Lineage: Eukaryota; Fungi; Ascomycota; Saccharomycetes; Saccharomycetales; Saccharomycetaceae. Gene Ontology annotation, cellular component: mitochondrial outer membrane. Bases 1 to 1089 code for a protein of 362 amino acids. The record is from RefSeq and is a predicted model, not a curated record.